This is a messenger RNA of Diachasmimorpha longicaudata, 2527 nucleotides long. Its product is annotated as nose resistant to fluoxetine protein 6-like. Gene Ontology annotation, molecular function: acyltransferase activity, transferring groups other than amino-acyl groups. Bases 374 to 2527 code for a protein of 717 amino acids. Lineage: Eukaryota; Metazoa; Arthropoda; Insecta; Hymenoptera; Braconidae. The transcript has 8 exons. The record is from RefSeq and is a predicted model, not a curated record.
ACUCCAAACAUCGUAGUCUGUCGGUUGUCGGCGGUCUCUGCGAAACCUUUGCGCAUGAAAAGAGUCACCGAUGAUGUGAUUCCAAGACAAUUCCAAUCAUAUCAACGGUGAAUUCUCCAAAUUAAUUAUUCGCGGAGUCGAUCUAGGACUAUCUAAUUGGUCCGUCCAAUAGUCCCUUUCCAUCGAAACCGGUUCUCCUCGUCGGAAUUUUUUGGCACUUGAGAUCACCUGGGGGGUCCUAACAUCAUUAUGCUGUAGACGUUACCUCGCCAAAGUGACAAAGUGUUGAUGCGUUGAUUUCCCACCAGCGAUUGACAUCAAAUAACAAUUGGAAUAAAAUUACAAUUGUCUCGAAAGAAUAUUUUAUUCAAUAAUGCAUACCUGGACGAUAAUUGUGGUGUUAUUGUGCUGUGGAUACGUGAUAAGUGAUGAUAAAAGUUACCAAGUGUCAUCCUCGUCGAGAGGAAGAGAGCGCUCCAUCAAAGCUAUUGAAUAUGUUGAAGAUGAUGAAGUCAGUUUUCCAAUUGCCUCGAGGGAGCUGGCCCUUUUGGCAGCGACCAUUGAGAGCAUUCCAGGUGACACCUGUCGAGAUCAUGCCAGGAUGAUCAUCGAGGGCAUACAGAACCUGACGACCUGGGCUGUCAGGUUCUAUGAUGCAUCGGCUAAGGUCCCAGAAGGUCUUCUGGCCGGUUCCACGUACGAACUUGGGAACUUCGACGAGUGCAUUCAGAUUGGAGACGCUGAUGAUGCACCUCCGGGUCUUGCUGGGAUGUAUUGCCUCGGGGAUGUCGACGUUCAUGUUCCGGAUGAGCUCGUCAGGAAGAAGGACACUGUCUGGGAGAUGUUUAGGAAGCCGGUGAAGAGGUAUGAUGAAUCCAUCAGGCGAAUGCACUGGGGCAUCUGCGUUCCUGCCUCAUGCAGCUCAGUAGAUCUCCAGGAGGUCCUCCAGAAGGUCCUGGAGAUUGCUUCCAGUGGGACUAAGGUUACACUCAGGCCGAUAGUCGAUGGAAAACGGUGUUACAAACGGGAAGAACUUCACGUUGACACGAUUGAUGUUAUAUAUCUUACAAUCAUCCUUGGAAUCACUGUGAUAAUUGCAGUUGGAACUUUAUUCCACGCAAUUCAUCUGAAACGUGGUGAUGAGACAAAAGGAGUUCUUCCCCAAGUGCUGGUCUCUUUCUCCCUGAUUUCAAACAUAAAAAAAUUAUUUGGCCCAGCAAACGACGAUGGGCUGAAUCUUGACUGCAUAUCUGGAAUGAAAUUUCUGGCGAUGGGUUUCAUUGUCGCUGGACAUUGUCUGGUAUUUGUUGUCGGUGGUCCUGUACUAAAUAGCAAUUUUUGGACCGAAGCUGUGACCAAAAUUGAGAAUUCAAUAUUUCUCAAUAAUCCACUUCUAGUUGACACAUUUUUAUUACUCAGUGGUUUUUUAUUUGCUCGAAUUCUUCUGAAAGAAUUGGACAAACGGAGAUCCGUUAACUUUCUUUUUUUGUACAUUCUUCGUUACAUCAGAUUGACACCGGCCUAUUUGGUGAUACUCGGACUCUAUGUGACAUGGUUACCCAGAUUGGAUUCUGGACCACUUUGGUAUCGGAUGAUCGAGGAGAAGGAGAGAUGUCAAGCCUCCUGGUGGACUAAUAUUCUCUAUGUUAAUAAUUACGUGAACACUAAUCACUUGUGCAUGUUUCAAUCGUGGUAUUUAUCAGUUGACACACAACUGUUCGUAUUGGCACCGGCAAUAAUUUAUCCUUUAUGGAGAUGGAGGAAAACUGGGGAAUUAAUAUUGGCCGGUGUUACUGCCCUCUCCAUUGCUGUACCUUUCACCGUGACAUUGGUCAAUCGCCUAGACCCAACGCUCAUGGCUUACAGAGAAGAAAUUCAGGACAUCUCCACCAAUGACUUUUUUAGGAGUAGCUACAUCAAGACUCAUAUGAGAUCAAGUGCGUAUUUCUUUGGACUCAUAUAUGGAUAUCUGUUGUACAGAAUUCAGGCUGCUGACUGCAAACUCACCAAGAACUACGUGAGGAUCGGGUGGAUACUAGCGUCAGUAUCACUAAUCACUUCGAUGUUUUCAAUCGGUAUAUUUUAUGGGCCAAGGAAGGAUUAUGGACCUCUAGACGCCGCCAUCUACUCCGCAUUGCAUCGAGCACUGUGGAGUUUUGGCACUGGGUGGGUCCUUGUUGCUUGCAUCACAGACAACUCUGGACCGAUUAGGAAUUUCUUGAAGUGGAGAGCAUUCGUUCCACUCAGCCGAUUGACGUACUCGGCUUAUUUAGUGAAUGGUCUUGUUGAAUUGUACGGCGUUUCUACUACAAGGACACCCCAGCAUUUAGAUAAUUUAAGCUUGGUCGCCAAAGUAUUCUCCCACCUGAUGUUAACGUUCAUUGGUGCCAUUUUGCUCUCCACAAUGUUCGAGUCUCCUAUUUUAGGGUUGGAAAAAAUAUUCCUGCGACCAGUACUGAAAAACCUCGAAAAGUCUGACACCUCAAGCCGCAACAAUUCCGAAGAGACUACCACAAGUGACGCAUAA